Molecule: messenger RNA, 1482 nt
Organism: Mucor velutinosus
Lineage: Eukaryota; Fungi; Mucoromycota; Mucoromycetes; Mucorales; Mucoraceae
Exons: 9
Coding region: 1-1482 (493 amino acids)
Biological process (GO): carbohydrate metabolic process
Molecular function (GO): hydrolase activity, acting on carbon-nitrogen (but not peptide) bonds
Source: RefSeq, a predicted model, not a curated record
AUGAAAUCCCUGUCCAUCAUUUCCAGCAUUGCACUUUUGAUCAGUGCUGUCGUAGCUCAAGAAGGUGCUACUGUGCCCACCACAGGAGCUGCUGGUGCCUCUACCUAUUCUUGUGAUCCCAACACCUGUAAGAUUGCCAACAACUGCCUCUGUGCAUCUCAAUCCCCUCCUGGUGGUCUCUCACCUGCAGAUACACCUCAAUUUGUUACAGUUACUUUUGAUGAUUCAGUUCAAGAAACACUGGCCAAGACCGCCUUGUCCAUGGUCAAUGUUACAAAUCCCAAUGGCUGUCCUGGUCACGGUACCUGGUUUGUCUCGAUGGAAUACACUGAUUUCUCAUUGGUUCAACAAUGGUACGCUGCUGGAAACGAGGUUGCAGAUCAUACCUUCUCUCAUGUCGGUACUCCCUCCGCCGAAGAAAUCAGCAGCACCAAAUCCAUGUUGAAUGCUUAUGGCGGUAUUCCCAACCAAAAGCUUCAAGGAUUCCGCGCACCCUUCUUGAAUUACACCAAGGACACUUUGAACAUCCUUAGCCAACAAGGUUUCUUAUACGAUUCUAGCUCCAGUGCUGUCACCGACGACGCCUACUGGCCUUACACUCUGGACAAUGGCAUGGCAAAUGAUUGUUGGACCGGUAUUUGUGCUGCUGGCCAAGUCAAAUUGCCUGGUCUUUGGGAAAUCCCCAUGUAUUCAGUCCUUGACAAUGCCAGUGUACCUCAAUUGAUGGAUGUCUAUCUCGCUGGUUCUCCCGCUGAUGUUCAACAAUGGAGUCAAGCUGCUUUCGACAAGCAUUACAACGGCAACCGUCAGCCAUUUGGUAUCUACGUGCAUCCCACCCAUUUAACCACAUAUGCCGGUCUUCCCGAUCCCAAGGACAUGUACAAUGGUGUGAUAGAAUUCAUCCAAUCCAUUGCUCAAAAGCCCAAUGUCUGGUUUGUCACCAACCAACAGUUAUUGCAAUACAUGAAGAACCCCGUCAAAGCCUCUGAACUCGGUGCUCAAGACUACAUGCAAUGUAAGCAACCUGUUAUUCCCAAGGAAAUCUGUAACGGUCUCGACGAUGAUCACAAUGGUUCAAUUGACGAUGGCUUAGUCAACAGUUGCAAUUUCGGUACCACUAGCAUGAAGACUUGUUUCAACUGUCCUGCCACCACUCCUACAUUGAGCAAUCCCACCCCAGCCUCAUCUGUUCAAAAUGGUACUGCUGGCUACCGUUAUCCUAUUCCUGACAACUGCGAUACUACAUGGUGGGAUCCUAUUGGAAACACCUGUCUCUGUACCACUGCUGAUUGUCAAUUGAAGAGCAUUGCUGUCUCAAAACCUAAUACCACCACUCCUGCUGGCGGAUCAAAUGGUACUUCAGCCAACAAUGGCAGCUCCUCCAACGCCCAUACUAGCGGCGCUGCUAUGAACACUGUUGGCCCUAUCACUGCCUCUGCCCUGGUUGCUGGUUUGAUGGUUGCUGCCGGCCAAUUGCUCUAG